Tarenaya hassleriana is the source of this 3150-nucleotide messenger RNA. RefSeq names its product polyadenylation and cleavage factor homolog 4. Gene Ontology annotation, biological process: termination of RNA polymerase II transcription. The record is from RefSeq and is a predicted model, not a curated record. The transcript is spliced from 8 exons. Gene Ontology annotation, molecular function: RNA polymerase II complex binding; mRNA binding. Gene Ontology annotation, cellular component: mRNA cleavage factor complex; cytoplasm. The coding region runs from base 114 to 2558 and encodes 814 amino acids. Lineage: Eukaryota; Viridiplantae; Streptophyta; Magnoliopsida; Brassicales; Cleomaceae.
AAUUUUCCUUUGUCGCUCGCUCUGUCCCUCCCUCGAUGGUGGCAAUUCUCGCGAUUUCAUGGUGGACAGAAACCCUAACCCUAUGCCUCACUGUUUGUUGCUGCUGAAUCCGAAUGGAAUCGGAGAAGGUCCUGAACACUAGGCUUCUCUCGAUCAACAGCGUUCGCAGCAACAAAGCCAUGCCCGUUGAGCUACCUCAGAAACCGCCGCCACCGUCGCUGCUCGACCGGUUCAGGGCCCUGCUUAGUCAGCGCGAAGAGGAGCUCAACGCCGUCUCCGGAGAGGAUGGAGUUACGCCGCUACGCACGGAGGAGAUUGUUCAUCUCUACGAGGUCGUUUUGGCCGAGCUCACAUUCAAUUCCAAGCCCAUCAUCACUGAUCUCACCAUAAUCGCCGGGGAACAGCGGGAACAUGCCGAAGGCAUUGCCAAUGCUAUCUGCGCACGAAUCCUCGAGGUUCCAGUUGAGCAAAAGCUGCCUUCUCUCUAUCUUUUGGACAGUAUUGUUAAGAACAUUGGGCGAGAAUACAUCCGUUGCUUCUCUUCCCGUUUACCCGAGCUCUUCUGCGAGGCAUACAGGCUAGCACAUCCGAGUGUGCAUCCUUCGAUGCGCCACCUGUUUGGGACAUGGACAUCUGUAUUUCCAUCUUCUGUAUUACGCAAGAUUGAGUUGCAACUGCAGUUUUCUUCUGCCGCCAACCACCAAUCUUCUUCGAGGACUUCUGAACCUCCUCAACCAACAAGAGGCAUACAUGUGAAUCCAAAGUAUAUACGCAGGCUGGAGCCUUUGGCUGCAGAAAGUACUUUGAGAGGAGUCAAUUCUAGUGAAAGAGUAUAUGGCCAAAAUUCUGUAGCUGGAUAUGAUGAUCCUGAAGAUCAGUUAGAGGGUCCAUCUUCUCUGAUAGGAACAAGAGCUAGUGCAGUAGGAAAAUUUUCCCGCGUAUCCUCGGCAAUUGGAGGUGGAGCUGACAGUUUUCCUAGGAGAUUUAGUGACGGGGCAUCUGCUUUUAAUCCAGCCCUUAGUUACGGAGUCGGUCAUUCCACAGGCAGAGAUGAUGAACAAAGUGAAUGGCGAAGAAAGGACAUACUGCGCAAUGGAAAUUAUCGCCAAGGACCCAGAGCUUUGAUUGACGCAUAUGGAGUUGACACUAGCAAACAUGUUACAAACAUUAAACCAAUUCACUCGGGAAAGAUUGAUAUAAAUGGUAUGCAGGGUACGGUGGCUACGACAUCAUGGCAGAACACUGAAGAAGAAGAGUUUGAUUGGGAGGACAUGAGCCCUACACUGGAUCGUAGCAGGACUGGUAAAUUUCUGAGAUCAUCCCCCCCAGCAGUAGGAAGUGUAAGGGCAAGGCCCAGAUUAGGUUUAUCGUCAUCGAGCAGUGAAUUGGAGGUUCCUCCAUUUGACAGGGGCUCUUCUGUGCUAUCAAGAAUCGGACCUUCUGGUGCUGAUUCUAUCCCCGAUGGAUUGAAACCACCAAUAUCAACAGGGACAUGGUCACAUUUAAAUGUGCGUGGAUCCCACUCUCUACCUGUACCUUCUAUUCACUUGCAACAUUCGGUUAAUCCUGGUAAUGGAAUGUCAAAUCGCUUGCCUGGUAAGCCUUUGUAUAGGCCUGAGAACCAGGUUUCCCAGUCAUAUAGUCAUUUUAAUUCUUUGACUCAACAGAACCAGUUGCAAAUAAACUCUUUGGCAUCUUCGUCUGCAAUGGCUCCAAGGCCAAUGCAGCCUCUGGUUCCUCAUGUAAGUCACGGAUACCAUCCACAAGGGCCAACAAUUAGACCCCCUUUACCGAUACAUGGUGUACCAAAUAAUUCUUUCAGUGUGGGGGGUGGAGCCAUGCCUCCUCUUCCUUCAGGGCCUUUAUGUCAGUUAGGAUCCGUCUCUCAGAAUGUAUCAUCAGCAAUCUCUAAUCAACCACCAGGAGCAUUUUCUGGUCUGAUUGGCUCUCUCAUGGCUCAAGGUUUGAUAUCAUUAAACAAUCAGCCUGCUACCGAGGAUUCGCUGGGGCUUGAAUUUGACGCGGACUUGAUCAAAGCACGUCAUGAAUCUGCAGUAAGUGCUUUAUAUGCGGAUCUACCAAGACAAUGCACAACAUGUGGUCUUCGUUUCAAGUGCCAAGAAGAGCACAGCAGCCACAUGGAUUGGCAUGUUACAAGAAACAGGAUGUCCAAGAGCCGUAAGCAGAAGCCUUCUCGGAAAUGGUUUGUAAGCGCUAGCAUGUGGCUUAGUGGCGCAGAGGCACUGGGAACUGAAGCAGCGCCUGGGUUCUUACCGGCUGAACCAACAGAAGAAAAGAAAGACGAUGAAGAGUUGGCUGUUCCAGCCGACGAAGAUCAAACUUCAUGCGCGUUAUGUGGUGAGCCAUUUGAAGACUUCUACAGUGAUGAAACCGAGGAAUGGAUGUAUAGAGGUGCCGUGUACAUGAAUGCCCCCGAUGGUUCAGCGGCAGGCAUGGAGAAGUCUCAGUUAGGUCCUAUAGUGCAUGCAAAAUGCAGAUCAGAGUCCAAUGGGGGUGAUAUGGAAGAGGGUAAUCAAAGAAAAAAAAUGCGGAGUUGACCCCGUUUGACAGACUUGUAGGUCCUUAACUUUAUAAUAUGAGUUUGUUUCUUCUUCUGCAUCAUCAUCUAUCUGCAUUUCUGCACCCAAUACUUUACGCAUCUACCGUCUUCUGAUCUGGAAUUCUUGUAUUACCAUGCACAAAAAGAGGUUACGUUCUGCCAUAUUCCAUGCCCUCUAAACCCUAUUGCGAGCUAGGAUGCAUAGUUUUCUUGCUGGAAACGUUAAAUAAACAGAAAAUUUAUCAAAACCAGACAGUGACGGAUCACAGAGUCUGUGGAUUGCUGUGUCUGUAUGUUGUUGCUUUUGGCAUGUUGAGAUAUUGCAGGGGAAGAAGCUUGAGAAGUCUCUUUCCGGACAACAAGAUUCUUUGAUGGGUUUGAGUUGAGAUCUCAUCUGCAUAAAAUUGGGGGUUUUGAGACUGUUUAUGGUUUUUUUUUUUUUACAUUGAAGAACAUAAUUGAAGGGAUGGAACGAUGUCAAACAGGAUCAUAAUUAGAGGCCGAUGUGUUCAUGCUGUUUCUUUUGCAUUUUUUUUUUAUAAAUGUUUCUUUUGCAUUUGUGUUAUGGACUGAACAAUUUUUCUUUUCAA